GAAGCCCUCGCAACCGCGACCUCCGGAGUUUCUGUUGUUGACAGGCGCAGUAGCCAUUUAUUUCCCACGCGUAAUACCCUCUGGUCACCGUGUGCGACAUGGCGGUUCUGUGUCUCGCUCGGGGAGCGUUCACGUGCGCCACAAAACACGCGGGUCGGUAUUCGCGCGUGCCGUUUCUCUCCGGUGUUUCGGCUCCGGCGGGUGUCCGCGUUAGACGGAACAGCUGCCGGGACACCGGCCGCGGGGACGGCCCUGCUCGGUUCGUGUGCUAUCGCCUUCCUCACAGGGCCGUCCUCGCCAUCCAGGGGCCGGACACCGGCCCGUUUCUGCAGGGGAUCGUCACCAACGACGUGGGGCUGCUGGAGGAGCCCGGACUCACAGCCCUGUACUCGCACAUGCUGAACGUACAGGGAAGAACCCUGUAUGACGUCAUGCUGUACAGCCUGAAAGGAGCUGAAGAAGGACAGGGUGUUUUCCUGGAGUGCGACGGCACACUGAAGGACUCGAUCGUGAAGCAUUUGAAGAUGUACAAGCUCCGCAGAAAGCUCACCAUAAACCCCUGUCCAGAGCUCUCCGUGUGGGCGGUGCUUCCCAAGCAAAAGAACGCGGGUCAAGAGGCCAGUAAACCUGAGCUCUGCUCCCCGGACAAAGCUCUGGUGUGGGACGCCGAUCCUCGAACUCAGGAAAUGGGCUGGAGAUUGGUGCUGGACAGUCGAGUUGACCCCUUGGAUAUCGUUGCAUCGUGUCAGAAAGGUGACACGGGAGAGUAUCACAGACAUCGAUACACAAUAGGGCUUCCUGAGGGAGCGAGGGACCUUCCCCCUGGGCUGGCGCUACCGCUGGAGUCGAAUCUCGUCUUCAUGCGAGGCAUCAGCUUCAGCAAGGGCUGUUACAUUGGCCAGGAGCUCACGGCCAGGACCCAUCACACCGGGGUGGUUCGGAAACGCCUGAUGCCGGUGCGACUGUCGGCCCCGGUCGGAGACCUCGAGGACGGAGCCGCGCUGCAAACGCGGUCCGGCAAGCCGGCCGGAAAGCACCGGUCGGGGGUCGGCGAGCUGGGCCUGGGCCUGGUCCGCUUGGCUCACGCCAAAGAAACGUUGACGCUCAAGUCUUCCGGCGAUGCCGCGGUGUCGCUCGAGGCCUCCGUGCCAGACUGGUGGCCGAAAGACAAGAGCGGCGACUGAAGAGGAGGACGUUUUACAGCUCCCUGAAAUGUGACGUACAUCCCAUCUGACAGACUUCUUCCAGACAGAACUCUGAAGUACAGCGCGUUACGCUGUCAUUGCGUCACAGCUGUGUGGCACUAAUGUUGCUUUGUGAGGUUUUUUUUCUUUUGUUUUCCAACAAAUCUUUUUGGGGUGUUGGUUUUUUUCCCCAAAACGGGAAAUUGUUAUAUUCCAAAUUACUAUAUUAUUUAACAAAUCUAUUGCAGCACUGUUUAACAGGAUAUGCCUUUUAAUGGUAUGGUAUCGGUGUUUUUUGAAUAAACACGCACAAAAGCAAUACCAAAAACUC
Messenger RNA from Pseudoliparis swirei, 1515 nucleotides. RefSeq names its product iron-sulfur cluster assembly factor IBA57 (gene iba57). The coding region runs from base 99 to 1184 and encodes 361 amino acids. Gene Ontology annotation, molecular function: protein binding. Gene Ontology annotation, cellular component: mitochondrial matrix. The transcript is spliced from 3 exons. Lineage: Eukaryota; Metazoa; Chordata; Actinopteri; Perciformes; Liparidae. The record is from RefSeq and is a predicted model, not a curated record.